Molecule: messenger RNA, 8170 nt
Organism: Malurus melanocephalus (red-backed fairy wren)
Lineage: Eukaryota; Metazoa; Chordata; Aves; Passeriformes; Maluridae
Gene: PDE5A
Product: phosphodiesterase 5A
Exons: 23
Coding region: 630-3179 (849 amino acids)
Biological process (GO): signal transduction
Molecular function (GO): 3',5'-cyclic-GMP phosphodiesterase activity; protein binding
Source: RefSeq, a predicted model, not a curated record
AGUAGCUGAUAUGUCUGGAGGGACAGCCUCAGCAAGCCUGUGACCUUCUGUGACAAACUGGACCAUGGCAUUUCAGAAGGGAUUUAGCUGAGAUYGUUAAACAUGUGCCAAAAAGAGAACUGCUUCUUGGAUUUUUUCAAUCAAGUAGCACUAUAUUUGGACUGGAAACAGCCUGUGGAUGAGCAGGAAUAACCAUUAGGAGGCAAGUGAAAACUUUCAAGCAGAUACUACAGUCAAGGAAGAAACAAUUUGAAUAUAUCUGGGCAAUUUUCCAUCCUGACCGAAGCAACACUUUUUCCCAUGACAUCAGACUCAACACAAACAAUAUAUUAUAGUCCAUAUGUUGAUUYAGGAAAGCCCAAGCCGUGCAGAGCCAUGCACCAGCCCUCAGAACAGCGACUGAACAAAAGCUGGAUCGCUUGCAAGCCAUGGGAGUUGAUCAAACAAACAAAAAGCCCCGAGUUUUCAGGAUAAGGCACCUGGGUAAGACUUCUCAGCACGACGAGGUUGUGAAUACCAAGCGUGCAGGAGGAAGAAGAGGGCUCAGCAAGACACAACCAAGAAGAAACAUUCUGAACCUGGUGCCAGGCACUYGUGUGCAAGACUGAGCAGUACAUGAAGUACCAACUAUGCUAAAGGCUGCAGAAGCACAUGGCCAUGGACAACCCCUGCCUCAGAAACCUAACGGUGUGCAACCUGCCAGUGAGGAAAUAGAAAUGGUUAAUGCAUGGUUUGCUGAGAGAGUUCACACCAUCCCAGUCUGCAAGGAGGGAACCAAGUCCCAGAGUGAAGUCUGUGCCUGUCACCAGCCUGCCUGUGCUGAGACCACCAACUCUGGGACACCAGCGAGGAAAAUCUCCGCUUCUGAAUUUGACAGACCCUUAAGGCCAAUUUUUGUCAAGGACUCAGUAGGAGCAGUGAGCUUCCUCUCUGGCUCUGACAAGAAGGAACAGAUGCCUCUGCAAUCUCCAAGGAUUGAGACCAGCGCAGGGGAUCAGUGCUCGAGACUUUUAGAACUUGUCAAAGACAUUUCCAGUCACUUAGAUGUCACAGCGCUUUGCCAUAAGAUCUUCCUGCAUAUACACGAGCUGAUAGCAGCUGAUCGCUAUUCCCUGUUCCUGGUGUGUGAGGACAGCUCAAAUGAGAAGUUCCUCGUGAGCAGACUCUUUGAUGUGGCAGAAGGCUCCACCCUGGAAGAAGCUUCCAACAACUGCAUUCGCCUGGAGUGGAACAAGGGCAUUGUGGGUCAUGUGGCAGCCAUAGGGCAGCCUCUCAAUAUCAAGAAUGCCUAUGAGGAUCCAAGAUUCAAUGCAGAAGUUGACCAGAUCACGGGUUAUAAGACUCAGAGCAUUCUCUGUAUGCCAAUAAAGAAUCACAGGGAAGAGGUUGUUGGUGUGGCUCAAGCAAUCAACAAGAAAUCCGGAAUUGGUGGCACUUUCACUGAACARGAUGAAAAGGAUUUUGCUGCAUAUUUGGCAUUUUGUGGAAUUGUUCUCCACAACGCUCAGCUGUACGAGACGUCUCUGCUGGAGAACAGGCGCAAUCAGGUGCUUCUCGACCUUGCCAGCCUGAUUUUUGAGGAGCAGCAGUCUUUGGAAGUAAUCCUGAAGAAAAUUGCAGCCACUAUCAUAUCCUUCAUGCAGGUGCAGAGGUGUACCAUCUUUAUAGUGGAUGAAGAUUGUCCYGAUACAUUUUCUAGUGUCUUUCACAUGGAAUCUGAGGAAUUAGAAGAAUCAGCUGAAAAUCUGAAGAGGGACUAUGACACAAACAAAAUCAAUUACAUGUAUGCUCAGUAUGUCAAGAACACGAUGGAGCCACUCAACAUCCCAGAUGUCUGCAAAGACAGAAGAUUUCCAUGGACAAAUGACAAUGCAGAAAAUGUAAGCCAGARCAUAAAGAGUUUGCUGUGUACACCAAUAAAAAAUGGGAAAAAGAAUAAAGUGAUAGGGGUUUGCCAGCUUGUGAAUAAGAUGGAAGAAAACUCAGGAAAAAUCAAGGCUUUUAACAGAAACGAUGAGGAGUUCCUGGAAGCGUUCGUCAUCUUUUGUGGCCUGGGGAUCCAGAACACACAGAUGUAUGAAGCUGUAGAAAGAGCCAUGGCCAAACAGAUGGUGACAUUAGAGGUUCUYUCAUACCAUGCUUCUGCUGCUGAGGAGGAAACGAGGGAGCUGCAGGUAACAGUGGCKGCUGUAGUGCCAUCUGCACAAACUCUCAACCUGACUGACUUCUACUUCAGUGACUUUGAGCUGUCAGACUUUGAAACAACACUGUGCACAAUUCGAAUGUUCACAGACCUCAACCUGGUGCAAAACUUCCAAAUGAAACAUGAGGUUCUCUGCAGAUGGAUUUUAAGUGUGAAGAAAAAUUAUCGGAAGAACGUUGCUUAUCACAAUUGGAGACAUGCCUUUAAYACAGCACAGUGCAUGUUUGCUGCUCUGAAAUCUGGGAAAAUUCAGAGCAAACUGACUGAUUUAGAAACACUGGCUUUGCUGAUAGCAACCCUGAGCCAUGAUCUGGAUCAUAGGGGAGUGAACAACUCUUACAUCCAAAGAAGUGAACAUCCACUGGCUCAGCUGUACUGUCACUCAAUCAUGGAGCAUCAUCAUUUUGAUCAAUGCCUUAUGAUCCUGAAUAGUCCAGGAAAUCAGAUUCUCAGCAGCCUUUCCAUUGAGGAAUACAAGGCUACACUGAAAAUGAUAAAACAAGCCAUUCUCGCCACAGACCUAGCACUAUACAUAAAGAGGAGAGGAGACUUUUUCGAACUUCUAAGGAAGAAGCAGUUUAAUUGGGAAGAUCCCUCACAAAAGGAGCUAUUCUUGGCAAUGCUGAUGACUGCUUGUGAUUUAUCAGCMAUAACCAAACCAUGGCCAGUUCAGCAACGGAUUGCUGAGCUCGUGGCUACUGAGUUCUUUGAUCAAGGAGAUAAGGAGCGGAAGGAACUCAACAUAGAACCCACGGAUCUAAUGAACAGAGAGAAGAAAAACAAAAUUCCCAGCAUGCAGGUUGGAUUCAUAGAUGCUGUUUGUUUACAGCUGUAUGAGGCCCUAACACACGUGUCAGAGGCCUGCUCCCCUUUGCUGGAUGGCUGUAGAAAAAACAGGCAGAAAUGGCAAGCCUUAGCUGAGCAGCAAGAGAAGAACCUGAUCAACGGAGAAAGCAAUCAAGCCAAACGGAACUGAGAUGCUGAUUUAWCCACCAUAACAUAAGCUCACGUAGAAGACACAGUUAAUAGGGGAGUACUGCAUUUUGCUMAACACUGUAUGAAUUUGGCUUAUGUUUUGCCACUGCUGUAUAAUGUUUUUCCACAUUUCAAGAUAUAGCAUGACUGUGUAGGUGCCAAGAAUAUCUGAAGAUMGUAUGUUUCUUUUAUUACACCUGACUGAGAUGGAAAAAGACCUGCUAGGGUGUUUUUUGCCACCCUAUCCCACAAAAAGGUACUGGUGCAGUYCCUGACUGUGCCUGAGAGCCUGUUGUUUUCCAGAUGUACAUAGUUGUUGUUUAGUGAUCAUGUUGUGGCCAGUAUCUGAAAGACUACUGCAUUUCGCACCUUUUCUCCCCCUUUUCCCACCUUGCUGUGUUAGGUUUUAAAGUAUUGAACAGUCUUGCCUGUUCUCUUUGCAGAGGUUCAGAGGRAAGACUUGGACUCAUUCUGGAGAGCCUAUUCCAGCAUAAACUAUUGCUAACCUCUUUCAGAAAGCAGAAYGGGGCUCUGAGGUGAAGAGUCCCAMAAUUUGUGUAGCAAGUAGGGUYGGGGUAUGGGKUUYUUUCCAUAUUAGCUGGAUGUCUUAGCAAAUGUGUUACUCCACCUGAAGAAAUUUCUAAAACCCCUGUGAAUUAYUAGGCAAUGGGGGUCUUAGGAGUUUUGUGGUAGAGGUGUCAUCAUUAUCCAUGACCAAUGGAAACUGCUUGAAGACUGAUGAAAUGUCCCAACAWGACUGACAAGCUGCCAUGGAAGGAUGGCUCCCACAGAAAGCUGCAAGAAGCACACAGAGAAAUGGAAAAACAGCAUUGGUUUUGUAUGCUGGUUUUAGCUUCGUUUGGAAGUUGAUUUUAACAUCAUCUAACCAACAGACUGAACCCCAGGCAGAAGAGAAUGACUGCAAGAGGUGAAAAUCUGAAUCAGAAUGAUGCAGGAAUGGCACACUCCUGGUGACCAUCAAGAACUGAUUCUUCAGGCCAGUGUUACUAUAAAAUGCUAUGACCACUCAGAAGAAAGUUUUAUGUUAACAUCUCUUAAAGCGCAUUUUUAGCAUUAGUAAAAAAUGAUUAAUCAUAGUGUCUUGAAGAAAUAGGAAAAAAAAUAAUACCAGAAGCAAAAAUACCUAAGAAUGCUACAGGGAUUUGUAUGUGAGGCAUUAAUGGUGUGAAAAAUAAGAAAUCAAUUCAUUUGCACUAGUAAAAAAAAUGGUGUAUUAUUUAAAUGAAGAUGAUUAAUAAGAAAGGGUUUGAAUUGGGAAUCAAUUAAAGAAAAGAUACACAUUAGACAAWUCCCAAAAGAGGAAUAUGAAGGGAGUACUAUUCUUUGGGUAGAUAGGGUUAGGAAAGGGAUGUCAGCAGUCUAAAAUGCAUUAGCAGUACUUGUAACUCUGGCUGCACAGACACACACACAAUGUUCCACUUUUCUAGUCAGUAACAAUUUUUUUUGUUAAAAUCAGCAAUCAUAUUUGGCAAAAGUAGCACAUUUUGAAUUGCACUUUGGAGUGUGGGUAUUGAGUUCUAUCACAACAAUUCAGAAAAUUCUAGUUGGAAAUGGCAAUAAAUUCUUGUUCCCAGGAAAUUGUCAACCCAAACUCAUAAGAGCUGGCCAGAAAGACAGGGGAAAGUCCACCUUUUUAUCAAUUUCUUCAUUUAGAUAAAGUAUGCCAGAAGCUAAGAAAAGAUGAAGCAAAUGUUUCAAAAUGUUUGAUGAUGCUGAGUUAUAUAGUUGAUUUUUUUAAUGUAAUGUACUGUGAGUCAGCAGCAUUUCUGCCAACUUAAAUUAUUYGUCACUGAUUAAGUCCUAUCUCAAACUUCUCUAGUGAGUGGCAAUAAUAAAUUACUGCAGCUGAAUUUGAAAACCUUCUUCUGCAGAAGUAUUUCUCCUGAUUCUGUCCCCCCACAGAAAAAAGAAAAAAGAUGGAUCUCAACACUCAUUAAAAAUUSCAGGACUACUGUUCUGCCGUGCUCCAUAUGUGCAUUUCUGUGCACACACAGUAUGCAGAUGACAGCAGCCUGCCCAUCCCAACACAACUCCUCAGAAAAAGGUUUUAGGUACUUUUUGAUAAAUAGAAAACUUCAGGAUUUGCGUAGUCCUUGUAUAGUCUUUUCCUUGAGUGCUUGAGAUACUGAAAUAUAAUUAUUAUGCUAACUAWUGAAAUACAUAUUUAAUAUAAAUAGGAAAAAAAUAUAUGUAUAUAAAGGUGUAUUCUUGCUAUUAUGGUUGASACUAGUAAUUCAUGGUGACAACACAGCAGAUGACUAUGAUGAUAUCACAGUGUAGUGAUGUAACUUUGACAUUAAUAUUCCAGUAUUUCUUCGUAAUAUGGUAUGUUCAGCAAAGCUUUAUUAUAACUAAAUUUAUAAAUGCUACAAAGGAGUGCUGGAUUCAUACCUUUGACUUGAAAAAAAGGGCGUGAUGUUACAUUUUUUUAAAGGUUCRCUUAAAAGGAACAGUUAUACAGUAUGUGCAUAUAUUUAAUUACAUAUCUGUACACAUUUAUCCCAUAGAAUCUUUUCCACUAUAAAAGUUGGAACAUACAUAUAAAUACCGUUCCUAGUAAAUAAACAUUCAAAUAUCAUAACACACCUGUAUCUGUAUAUAUUUCUACAAAACCAAAGCCUAUAAACUACUGGUUUAAGAACUUUAAAAGCAUAGAAUGCUGUAUUUCAUGAAAUUCAAAGUCUUUGCAUAGUUCUUUACUCUGCCUGAAGGCAGAGUCAGCGUGUGUUGGUUCUUGUGUCAUGGCUUUGUGUGAAUCAUUUGCAGAAACUGCUCCUUUCUUUCAUAAUGUAGGUAGGGGACAAUACGGAAAAAAAAAGCUGGAGCUUUCUUGCCUGCAGUUCAUUGUGUUCAGAAUUCAACAAUUUCAAAGCCAGCUGGUGGAUUACAGCUAUGCAGCUGUCAUUAAUUUCAUCAGGAGUUGUGUAUCUAAUUAUUUCAGUCAGCUCUCAAACAUAUUGUCCCAAUUUAUAUUGUCUAGCUAAAACAAUCAGUGUGGCUUACACAGGAAACCAGCUGAAAUGGAGUUUAUCACUUUGUCAGCUCAGCCUUAAGUCCAUUGAAACCAUUGUCACAUUUGAGAUUUGUCUCUGAGUACAAUAAUUUGUGCCACUAAUUCUUAAUACUCCUCUUAAUGAAGAUAACUGUGUUAGUAUCCUGCUUCAUCUCAGAUCCAGACAGAUUUUCUUUCAAACUCACUCCAUAGCACAGUUUAAUGCUUAAAGCAGACUUUUAUUUCUGUUUGUUCUGAAAAUCAUUAGUUAUAUUAACAUACACAACAUUAUUGAUGAAUCCUACCUCUUAGUUCCAAAUAACAGUGAGACUCUUGAGCUGCAGGUACUAUUUCUUUUCCAAUGAAUUAGCCACACAGCCAAUAUCAGCUGUAGAAAGCCUAGGUUUUCUAUUAUCUCACACAAUUAAAGAAACGGGGCUGAGGGGGAAUAAUGUAUUGCUGAUUGUGGAGAUGGUGUUAAUUUUUAAUUAGAAGCAGUUUAUACUUAAGAGCAGAUUACUCAUAUCUUCACAGAGCACAUGUACAAGYGAGCUACUGAUAAAAGGAAACAAUUAAUUUCAGUGAUGCUUAGCUGAUUUCUUCUUAGAAGAGAAAACCAAAGCCCGAUUCUAUGCAUCAAGCCCUGACAACAGCGUGCAUCUUUUGAAUUCCAACCCAAUGCAUUUUACCUGGCAGUGGCAUGAACUGACAAAAUCAGCACACUUAGCUAAUUCAUACAUAAAGUUUUUCAGAACUACCUGGUAACUGAUUUUCCAACCCAUUAUACAGAAAGACGAGAGUCAGAGCCAGUUCCUUAAAAUUAGAGUAGCGAUCUGGCUGGUGUCCCUUUCAGUUAUGCAUAAGAAAACAGCAGAGACUUUGUAUGGAAAAAAAUGCCUCAGUAAAUGAAUCUGUUUUUAAAGGUUUUAUAAAGACCUAGUAUUUCAAACAAAUUGAUAUAGUGGCAUUAGUUCAGAGUCUUAUCUCUGUGAUGCUGCAGGUUUUUUCUUCAUGUCAAAUCACAUGCAGUUUACAUUGCACAAGGUUUCAGCUUUAUUUCACAGUUCCCUGCUUCUUCAGGGGCUUGCACUAAUUUGAAACGCAAGCUUGAAAGUGGAGCUUCAAUAACAGAAUGAGUUUUGCUAGAGUAUGGUAAAUAAUGAGGGCUGGUUUUUUGGUUUGGCCUUUGACAAGAAGAAGAAACAUCACAGAAUCUGGCCUGGUAAUUAGUGACACUUGAUAAAUACAGCAAAAUGUGACAGCAGGAUSUUUUAUCUUGGUCAUUGCGAGAUGAAUGGAAAUUGCAUGGGAAAGUUUCUUUUCCACAUAAAGAAAUUUGUUUCCAUAGAGAAACUCAUAUCUAAGUACCACUGUUUGUAAAUGUAUAUUUAUGUGACAAUGCUCUGUAAGAGCUGGUUCCCACUAACUUCCACAGCAUGAGCUUGGCAUGCCAGGGUCUUACUUGUGCCCACCUGAAGUCAGUUAUAAGAUUUCCAUUUACCUCAGUGGGAGCUGGGUUGAGCUGUAUYGAAAGUCCAAGAAUGGGUUAUCCUACCUUUUUUUACCUGUAGAGAGGGACCAAACCCUUACCUUUGGUGACAGCUGCCUAACCGGCUCUUUGCUGUGUUCAGCUAUUCCUACUGAUGCUCAAGGUACCUUACAGAUGUAAYUAAAGUUAGAAUUUGAGUCCUCUUUGUAUUCACAUAGCAGACACCUGCAUGUGUCUCGUAAAGAAUGUAGUUUGAAAUGCACUGUAAAUAGUUUUAACAUACAUUCCUAUUACAGUUUAAUAAAAACCUUAAUCACAGUCACUAGUCAUUGAGUUUGUSCAUUUGUAUUCUUCUAUCUUUUAAAAAUAUUUGAACAAAUAUAUAGUUUCUGGGCACAGUAUUUUUGUAUUAGGUUAAGGGGUUUCUCUGUAUAUUAUGUUUUGCCUUUAAGCAGUAUUAAAGUCUUCUGAAUGUUAUGUGUUCUCUCUU